AUGAAGUCCCUGACCUCAACGAUAACACUCACCCCCAUCUCCACCCCCGGCGGCGUUGCAGCGCUGUCCUCCGUAAGCGCGUCGUCUGCGCUGUUAACGUCUCUGUCGCCGCCCAGCCGCACAGUUCCCCUAGGCACGUCAGCGGGACCUCGCGGGCCUCUCAUGCGCACGGCCACAAUGGAAACCUCGUCGCGCCUAUCCCCUCCUCCGUGCCACCACACCGCCGAAAGUCUCAGCAAAGAGUACCUCCGCCCUCCGCCGUCGGAGUCCGAGUCGCAUGUCAGCAUCAGAUUCCCCCACCACCACCACCACCACCUGACGCCAGCCGGGCGCGUUUCCUUGAGCAUCAGCCAUCGCCGCCGCCGCCGCCGCCGUCCCCCCCCCCCUGCCUUCGCUGACAGGCUCGACGCGCCUGUGUUCUCUUCGAUGCAGGUGAGUGCGCCGUGGUCGACAGCCGCGCCGAUCACCGGAGGCGGUUUCUCCGCCAUCGCCACUAGUAGUGGCAGCACAUGCGCUUACGAACACCCUGCGUGGCAACCGCAGCUGCACUCGCAGCGGCAAUUCUUUUUCGAUCGGAGAGGGGCUAGCAGCACCUGGAGCACGAACCCUGUACAGGCUCUCGACAUCGUCGGCGGUAGUUGUAAUGCUCUGCCCUACUCGUGCACCGAGCCAAACAUGUCUCCCACAGACGCCGAGACGCCACCCGCGAUGCUCUCUGUCAGCAGCAGCUAUCAUGAUGCUCCCCUCAGCCAAGUCAACGGAACAAGCUCAGUGUUGGGUAACAUCCCAGCACCGCCAGUGCUAACCUGCGUCGCCGUCUUUUCCGGUGGCGAGCAGGAAGUGUUCUGGCGCCGUGCAUGCCUCCGCGUGACGUGUGUACCCGUGACCAACACAUCGGGACGACACCGCGAGGCAGCAGCAGAAGCAUCACGCAUCGCGCAACCAUCGGUAAGCCUCGAAGAGAUCAGAGACAGCGCCUGCAGCAGCAGUUGUAGCGACAGCGACAAGACGGGCUGCGCCAGUGACAAGAAACUUGAUCUCGUGUGGCGCUGGCUAGACACACUCGGUAUGACUGACGCCGUCGAAGACGUCCUCUCCCCCGGCGCGGGUCGCGUGUUGGUUGUGUGGACGGCGGGUGUCAUGUACGAGCAAGGCAGUAGAGGAGGGGGCGCUAGCGAUGACGCACAGAAGUCGUCGGCAGCAGGAGCACGACUGGCGAGGCUGCUCGGUGUCAGAGAUGGUGGUGGAGAGAGCCGCGACAGCGUCGUCCCUGGUGCACCGUGCGAGGUUGUCUUUGACGGAAUGCGUCUGCUACUGGACUGA
Leishmania major strain Friedlin is the source of this 1323-nucleotide messenger RNA. RefSeq lists its product as hypothetical. Lineage: Eukaryota; Euglenozoa; Kinetoplastea; Trypanosomatida; Trypanosomatidae. The transcript has a single exon. Bases 1 to 1323 code for a protein of 440 amino acids. The record is from RefSeq and is a predicted model, not a curated record.